This is a messenger RNA of Fusarium odoratissimum NRRL 54006, 841 nucleotides long. RefSeq lists its product as uncharacterized. The record is from RefSeq and is a predicted model, not a curated record. Gene Ontology annotation, cellular component: oligosaccharyltransferase complex. The transcript is spliced from 2 exons. Lineage: Eukaryota; Fungi; Ascomycota; Sordariomycetes; Hypocreales; Nectriaceae. The coding region runs from base 254 to 400 and encodes 48 amino acids.
GGCCGCGCUAAGAACCCCAGCAAGAAUACGUACCUGUCUCUGCAACGCGGACACUUUAGAGCUCCAUCUGGCCAGUUGAAGCUCCAUAUCCAACAUCUACAGAUACAGCCUCGCGUCCAUCCCACAGCACUGUUACAGAUCACUCAGAGCAUUGACUCAAUUCUGGUUUCUAUUCAAACGACUCUCUUCUGAAAUCAAUAGCCGCUCCCCAAGCCUACGCAGCUUCCCGUCCAUUUCCUUCAUCACCGCAAACAUGAUCUCAGACGGCGAUCUCUACCGACUAGCCAUUUUCUUUGGCACUACGGCAAUGAUUCUCAUUGUUCUCUACCACUUCCUCGAAGUCAACGCUGCGAAAGAUCCGAUUGAAGCCGGCAAGGAGGGAGCGUCAAAGUCACUAUAAUUGCACAGUAUCACGAUUACUGCGCAUUGUAAUUUUUUACGAGAAGGGAAUAUCCAGUUUGCAGCAAAGACUGCUCGGCGUUAAGGAGAACUCUUUGGACGAACGAUUCCGCCUAUUCGAAGAGCAGAGCUUGGGUUUGAUACAACUAGACUAGGGGGGUUAUUUAGAUCUUUUGCUGGGAGGUUUUCAGCUAUCUGCAAGGCAAUACUGAGAAUCUUUUCCAAAAAUUAUCUCAGUCGACUUGAAGUGAAGGCAACUGGGAUAGGAGACAUGAUGGCACACGCCAACACCAGCCUAUCACAGAUCAUAUUUGCCUAGCAUGAGCUAUGCACGCAUCCUUAGGCAGAUUCUGCUAAGCAAAGAACAAACAACACAUCUUUGUGGUCGUUUGUUUCCCUCCUUGGAAUUGCGCUCGUUUGUAUUUGUGAUGGAACUCUGUCU